GUAGAGGCAGGGAUUCAUCAGUAGUAGAGGCGCCCGCCGCUAGAGGAGGAAGAAGAGGAAGAGAGUAAGAAACAUUUCAUGACGUAGAAAUACAGCGCCACAGCAGUUAGAACCCCAGCUAGCCUCGUUAGCCGGUUAGCCUGCUUUCGGAUAGAAGAUUAUUGACAACUUCCUGGCUCAUGUUGGCGGGUGUUUUAUCUGGUUAGAUGGUCCAGCGGCCGUCCCGGUGCCCAGUAGUACUUUGGUUUUGUUUCAAAAGGUAGUCGUCAUGUCAGAGGAGGAGGAUUUAUCACCAAACCUUCUGACACAGGGGAUAAUAAACGGCAAUAGCGACUUCGUAGCUCCAGAGGGUUUAUGCUGGGUGUCAGUGCUGUCCUGUCUGUUGCUCGCUUGUUCUUAUGUCGGCAGUUUGUACGUGUGGAGGAGUGACCUGCCGAGGGAUCACCCUACUGUGAUAAAAAGACGCUUCACCAGUGUCCUGAUCGUGUCGGGACUGUCACCUCUCUUUGUGUGGACAUGGAGAGAAUUCACCAGUGUCAGGACUGGUCCGUCAUUACUGGCUCUUAUGGGCAUCCGGUUUGAGGGCCUUAUUCCCGCCAUCAUAUUUCCUCUGGUGCUCACAAUGGUCCUGUUUCUGGGUCCCCUCAUGCAGUUGGCCAUGGACUGUCCCUGGAGCUUCAUGGAUGGGAUCAGGGUAGCCUUUGACCCGUGGUUCUGGAUGUUGUGUUUCAGUGACAUGCGCUGGUUGAGAAAUCAGGUGGUAGCACCGUUAACAGAGGAGCUGGUAUUCAGGGCCUGCAUGCUGCCCAUGUUGGUGCCCUGUGCUGGCCCUUCAAUUGCCAUCUUCACCUGCCCUCUCUUCUUCGGAGUGGCUCACUUCCACCACGUGAUUGAGCUGCUGCGGUUCAGACAGGGGACGCUGUCGGGGAUCUUCCUCUCUGCAGUGUUCCAGUUCUCCUACACAGCAGUGUUUGGGGCCUACACUGCUUUUAUCUUCAUCAGAACAGGUCACCUGAUGGGCCCAGUCCUCUGCCACUCCUUCUGUAACUACAUGGGUUUCCCUGCCAUCAGCACAGCCCUGGAGCACCCGCAACGCCUCACCGUCCUCUCCUCCUACCUGCUUGGGGUCAUCCUCUUCCUCCUCUUCCUCUUUCCCUUCACUGACCCUUCCUACUAUGGCCUCCCCACACCAGUCUGCACCCUCACUUCCUCUCCCAGCUCCCUCUGCCUCUCUUGAUCCCCCCCCCACACACACACACACACUUGAAGCAGUCGAGGGUGUUUUUGCCAAGUUAGAGAUCAGGUCAGGUCCAGUUUGGACCGACAGCGCGAACAGCCAUGUGAGCUAUGUUGCCAUGGAGAGGUGAGGAACUCUGUAGCCAUUUUCUAUGGUCUAUGAACCCUCAUUUUGUCAAGACAUUUACAUGACAUGUUUCAGUGAAUCAGCUGAAGCUCUUACACAGAAUGACCCAGUUUGCAUGGGUGUGAUUCAUGUUGAUGUGAGUGAACUCAAGACUGUCCACUCUCAAGGACAGCUUCUGUAAUUGCUGGGCUACGCUGCCACCCUGAAAUGUGAUUGUAGUGUAGAUAUACGCAACACUGAAGGACAGUUCCUCUUCAGAUCCUUGUAUGCUGGUAGAUCUCAUCAAUGAGAUAAAGCAUCAUAAUGUACCAUUUUGGUGUACUCACUUUCUACUCAGUCUGCCUCGUCUUUUUAAGGGAUAUUUUUGGUUUAUUUUAAUUUGGGUUUUAUUUUUGUAGUUUUAGGCCAUCAUUCAGCCAUUGGCUUUAAUAUCUUGGUAUUGGCCAACAGUUGGGCUCAAAGUAUUAUCAGUAUUUCAGGUGGGCUCACUUUCCAUUUUUCCACUUCAAAUGAAGUGGCUUAGAUAAUCCAGACAAACUGUUGGUUUGUCUGAUUGGCUGACUGUGAUUCUUUCCCCUCAUAACUAGUAGUAUGAUGGCCAAAACUAUGAAAAUAAGAGUUUUUUUCCUGACUAGUCUUGACAAAGUACUAGCUUUCAGGUCAGGUUAGGGACAUUUUGUUGUGUAAAGUUUUGGGUUUAGGUACAUUAUGGGUUAUUUUCAAAUAUCAAUUUUUGCAUUAGCUUGGCACACUAAUAGGCAGUAAGAAAUAAAGUAAUGAAAAAAUAGCUUCGAGCCUCAGUUGGAUCUAGAAAACGUGGGUACUGGCUGGGUUUGGUUACCACUCCUGUUGUAAUAAUCCCAGAGCUCUGCUUUCUGCAGGGGUUGUUGGAGAAGUAGUUUUUCCAGUGAAGACAAUAAGAGUCAGAACCCUUACCACAAACUCAACAUGUCUUAUGGCUGCACCGCAUUCUAGUCUAUAGAGGCUAAUGGAGAUGUCAAGAUUGUUCUGUGGGAGAUAGCCCUGCUGUAGCUGGAGCACAGGGAUGCUGGUAUCAUGUGGAGGUAGUAAAAAGACACUGUUAGGAUAAAAUGGUUGCAGGAAUGCAAUAUACAUCACAAAUAGUUGAUUUUAAUGGUAUGUUUUUAACAGUGACAUUAUUCUUCUCUAUCAGAUUUCAGACUCCACUUUUCUGUUGUAGAGAAUUGUUCUGCUUCAAUUGGACAUUGUUUAGUGUGUCAGGACAUAUAUAUAUAUAUAUAUAUAUACCUCUGCGUGUUUCAUUGCUGGUAGUUUGUUGUUUUGUUGUUGAUAUAACUUACGAGGGGGUCACUGUUCCUAAUGUCUGAAACAUACUCUAUGCAAGUGCACAAGUGCAAAUGAUAAACUCUUUAUAGAGACUGCUGUGACAGCUGUGAAGAACCAAACAGGAGCACAAAUCAAAGCAUGCCUCGUAGUGACACUUCAAGCUAAAGCUCACACUUGGGUCAUGCUAAGGUCCUGGUCACACCAGCAUUUUCAUGAUUGGGUUGUGAAGCAAAGUCGGUAUGUGCACAGCUUUCACAUAGACUUAGGCCAUAUAACCCAGCCCUAAUUCACACCCUUCAUCAGUUGCAAACCUGUUUGCUGGCACUGAUCUUUGAGUACAGCUGAAUUACCAACUGGGCAAAGCAGGCAACUGCUCUGGGACCCUGAAAGCCCCCAAGUCCAUGGUGUCAAUUUGUCUUAUGUGAUCUGAAUAACUGCAAAUUUGGUAAGGUAAAUUUGUUCUGCUGAGGGUGCUUUCACACUGGUUUGUUUUAAACGAUCUUAGAGCUGUUCAGUGUAUUUUUUUUGGGCUGGUGUAAAAGAUGCCAGUCAAACUUUGGUGCUCACCAAACAACCAGGACAAGACCGCUGGAUUAGGUUCUUUUCCCUGAUCAGUCACUUGGUCAAAAGCAGUAAAAGUUGCAGUGUACUGUGCUUGUAUAUUCUAUGUACUUCAGCAGUUGAAUUCAUUAGAAAGUGAGUGAUAAAGGGUUGCUUUUGUCCAGACCAAAUGAACCAAGCUUCAGGUGUGAAAGUUUGUAUAACUGCAGUUUUAACUGAGGCAAGUCCUUAUUACCUCAACCUGUAGCACUAUCCUCUACAGGUGCUGGAGAACAGAGAAGGCUGCCUUUAAUUAAAUGAGAUUAAAAUAAUAACAAAAAAAGGGAAAGAAAAGAAAAAACAAGGCUAAAUAAGGUUAUCUGUGCUUCUUUUUUUUGUGACCAGGCACCAACAAUUUUAGGUGAUAUAUUUUCAGAUAUAUAUGAUAUAUUUUGGUAAAUAUCUAUGUCUGUGCCCUUACACAGAGUAUGUUUUGGUCUUAAAGAUGGUUAUCAUUAUAUGCUAUCAAACCCAAGCUGUUUUUCAAAGAUCUCUGAGGUCCUCUAAACCCUGUUGACAUACAGUGUGUUCAGAAAGUAUUCGGAUCCCUUUAUUAAAAAGGAAAAAUAUCACCCUGACAGAAGUAUUCAGACCCUUCACUAUGACUCUUGUAAUUCAAUUCAUUUCUCUCAAUCAUCUGCAGUCCACCUGUGGUAAAUUCAGCUGAUAGGACAUGAUUUAGAAAGACACACACCUGUCUAUAUAAGGUCUCACAGCUGACAGUGCAUCUCAGAGCAAAAACUAAGACAUGAGGAAGACGGAACUGUCCUUCUGGAAUUUUCUCCCAUCUCCACACAGGAUCUCUGUAGCUCAACCAGAGUAGGCAUCAGGUUCCUGGUUACCUCUGUUGCCAUCCCUGAUUGCUCAGUUUGGCUGGGCUGCCAGCUCUAGGAAGAGUCCUGGAUUGUUUCAAACUUCUUCCGUUUAAGAAUUAUAGAGGCCACUGUGUUCUUAGGAACUUUCAGUAGAGCAGAAUUUUAAUAGCCUUUAUCUGAUCUGAGCCUCGACACAAUCCAGUCUCUGAGCUGUGCAGACAGUUCCUUUGACCUCAUGUCUUGGUUUUUGCUCUGAUAUCAUUGGGAGCUGUUAGACCUUACAUUGACAGGGUUAUGUCUCUCUAAAUCAUGUCCAAUCAGCUGACCAGUCACGGUGUAGAAACAUUGAAAGAUCAUCCAGAGAAAUGAGGGCAACCUGAGCAAAUUUUCAGGUGUCACAGUAAAGGGUCUUAAUACUUAAGUCAAUGUAAUAUUUCAGUUUGUCCUUUCAUCCAAUAUUUCUAAAAUUCUAUUUGGCUUUGUCAUUAUGUGGUAUGGGUAUUGAAUUAAUUUUUGCGCAAGGCUGCAACUAGUCACUGUUAAAAUGUGGUUCUAUACUUUGGCUAUCUGUACAGUACAUCUGUAGGUUUUAAAAGUGCAACUUUGCCUCCUGCUCCAGUCUGUUUUGUUUUAGUUAUGUAUUGCCAGUAACUGAAGGGAGCAUAAGACCCUAACCCUCAGGUGUAGUUUAAUAGAAACAGUAAUGCUCCAACCACUGCAUUACUUGCUGCUACUUGUUAUUUUUAAUACAGAACCAGGAAAAGUCAUUUGUGUUUCCACAUGCACACACCAUUACUACAAACAAGUUCUAUACAAUACUCCAGUUGAAAUUGGUUAGAACACAGACAGUCAAACCAUCAUACAGAUUCUAAGUAAAUCCACAGUGAGCUACAAUUAUCUAAACCACUUACUUGUACAUGAAAACAAAUCUGAAGGACUGUUCACUGUAUGUAUAUUUUCAGCACCUGGGCUCAGUUUUGAGUUUCAAAACUCAGGACAGGGUAAGCACAGAAUCCUUGCUCCUGCCAUGGCAAGUUGUUCAGUUUGAGUGCUAUCUGGAUUUGCAUUGAUUUUGCCAUGAGCUGUACCACACACUAUGGCAGCUGUCACUCAAAUAUGUAGUUAGGAUGAAUUAAUAGUUGCAUUUCCACUGCAGGGACUUUCCCAGGGGAACAGAAACCUUUCAAGGAAAUCAGCUCCCCUACCUGUGUUUCCACCAGAGUAACCAGGGUUUUAAUUAAGCUCCAGGGAGAUAGUUUUACCCCCCAAAAAGCUCCUGCUUGGGAGUGCAGUACUUUCUGAAGGUCCAGACACUUUUGGGGUUGGGUUUGCUGAGCUGAACAUUGCUGAUUGGUCAGUACAACAUAUUAAUGCACCCAGCACUUUUAAAAACCUGCAACUGCAAACAGGCUAUUUGACUUAUAGCUUAUGGUUGACAAUGAUCAGGAUAGAGCAGCCCAAGAUAUGUAUAUAUAGCUUUACAGGUCAUCAUCAUGCUGUAUUUUUAUAUAUGGUGUGAAAGGUGACCAUUAUGCUUUUGAUACAUCAGCGAGCUGUUGUUUAGCUUUCCUGGGGCUUUGGCUCUGCUGCGGAAACACAAAUCACCUGACCUGAGUUCUAGAGAAAAAUCAAAGUUCUUGGAACGUUUGGUGGAAAAAUACCGUCUGUGUUAAAAAAAAACGAGCCUGUCCUGAACUACGUUGUAGAAUUGACAUUGUGUUCAAUUGUGGAGUCUCCCCUGCCUCAGUCGGGUUACAGGCUAAUAAGUGACUCCAGAUUGUUGUUGUGGUAAUGGUUCUGUAAGGUAUUUGCAUUUUUAAAAGGCAGUGAACAGUUACUCAAUAACAAUUUUUCCAUCCCUGUUUCGAUGCAUAGAUCAGAUUGUUGGUAUCAUGGUUAUCUGUCCACUGUGGCAAAGUUCCCCAAUUUUGCCUUAGAAGUGCCCUGUAGAGGUUCUGACUGCACUAUAGGGUCAUGUCUUUUCGUGUGGGACCUGUUGUGUUGGGUGGCACUAUUCACAUUCUGCCUCUUUUUUCAAGUUUUCAGUUGGAUGACAGGUGAUGACAGUAAGGUUACCAGAAACCACAAAAUGCCAAUAAAGCCAGGGAGGGAGAAGGCAGCUAGCUCGGAAACAUGGAUGGAAACAAUGAAGUAAGGAGAAAAACUGAAUAGAAACCAAACUUUUGUUUGUUUACAAAAAACCUCCACAGGGCACCUGUAAUAUAGAGGACUAUAAAUGCCACAUGAAAAUGUACCCCACAUUCAAAUGGUACCUUUAAUUUAGAAUAAACAGAGACAGUCCUGAAUUGGAAUAAUUUGUAAUGAGCGCACUUUAUCUUCAGCAGACCAUAACAACAUAGUUUGUCAUUUAAUGUUAUCAUAACCUAGAGCUAACAACAUGAGACUCAAGUUGUCAAAAAAGAAGACUUCUAUUUUUUUUUUGACAGUUCAAGUUGUAUGCACUGUAUGUAUAUGCAGUCUAGAGGUGAUAUCAGGGGGUGUCGCUUGUUUUUCUUAGUUUGAUUUUUCCUUAGUUGAGUCAUAGGCACAACCAGCUAGUGUCUCUGCUGUGAAAUAGUUGAACUGUAGACAAACACUGUUUCUUCAUUGGAGCAGUAUGAUCGACUCAUUACCCUCUCCCUCCACUUGUUAAAGUUAUUUCUAGCUUUAAGUUGGUGUUAUUUAAGGUGCUUCUGAGAGGGAUAGGGGGAACUCAAAGUGGCAAAAACACUAUAAGCUAUACUCAUACUGUGAAGAAGUGGAUUGCUCUGGUCUUCAGCAAUAAGUCCUCCAUGUGGGGAAGUUAUUGGGUUUAGUUUAUGUUAUCAAGCAGCAAAGCAGUAGAUUCCCAGGAUAAAACAAGGCGCUAUAUGCAUAUGAAUUAUUCUGGACAGUUGGAUUAUUGCUGAAGUUCACAAUUUAUGGGCAGGUAGUGUGUUGUGGUGUGUUGUACUGUAUGUACCUGAAACUGCCAGCAGAGGCCAGCAGAGCCCUUUGUUAGAGGCAGAGCUGCUGUGGGCUCAGGGAGGGGAACUGAGGAACCCUUCAUUCUGUUUAUCACACUGUCUGACAUCAGUUGUCCAUCACUGGAAAACCAAUUCACUCUAACUUAUUUUGCCUUUAGCUUCUACACAGUUAUGGCCUGAUAGAUGAGACGGAUGCAGAGAGGAGGGACCCUGUGGUGAGACCCUCACUGAUGUUAGUUUCCCAUUAAACAGUUUGAAAACAGAGUUGUACUUCAUCCUGCCUCCUGCAUCCUUCUCUCUGAACCUCUCUGCUUACUACCCCUAAAUGUAGAAGCAUGUGUUUGCAAAAUGAUUCAUUACUGAGAUUCCUAUCUGACCCUGGCUGUUCAAAAAUAAUCCAAAGCACCUUUGUAUUCUCAUGUUAAGGUACAGUUUAUCACCAUCAGUAUAUCACCCUGAUGAGCAGUCAGUCUGGGAGGAUUCAUUCACUUAAGAUGGUCUAGAUUUUUUUUAUAAAUUGUCUUUAUAUCCUAUGGUUCCCAGUGAUCCAGCAGAUGGUGAAUGUUAGAAUAUUAUGGGAAUCUAAGUAUGGUAUAGUGUUGAAUUUUGAGAGCCAGGUAGGGUGCUCCAAACUGAUCACAGAGAAAUUUAAAUAUACCUCUACUUUAAAUCCACUUAAAGCUGCUACGUGUAGAUUUUUCAGUACGUGUAAUAAUAACAUCAGGGUUUUCCAGAGGUUUGUGGAGGGCUUGUGUGCAGUGGUGGUGUGUGUUUUGGGGGUAAUGGGUGAAGGGUGUGUUGGGGUCCUCCCCCCAAGUAAAUGUCACGUUCUUUGAAUAAAAUCUAUGCAUUUUCACAUCAUUUUGGACCAUUAUCAUUAUAGGAUUAGCAACAACAGGUAUUUUGCAGCACACUCUUGAUGAAAAGUAAAAUAUGUGCUCACUCUGCACCAUUCAGAAUGACAGUGGUAAAAUAAGGCUUAGUGAAUGGAUUUGAAUGAUGAGUUUCUCCGAUUCCCACAGCCAUUUGGAACAACAAUUGUCUUCUUCCAUAAAUUUCUGUUUGGCCAGAUGUCUGUUGGCAGGUUAUUUUCUCAGUAGCCAUAACCACCUGACUGAGUUAGUGUAGUGAGUCAGUUCCUCUCUCAGAAUGGUUUUUUCUGACAUUUGACAGUUUUCAGACUGUCUGUCAGAGCUCAACAUCUGUUUGACAGAUUUUCUCUGUGGUUCAUUUCAGCAGUAAAGACGUUGGGAGGUGCGGUUUUCAUGAAUUUAUUUUCUUCUCUGUGAAAUCAGAACACGUUCAGACCAGCUCGCAGAAACUCCUGAGGGUUAAACUGGGCUAACCAGACAUUUUUUGGGCUGAUAAACCCCUCAAAAAUCUAACUAUAAACAGACUGAAAACACUCACUAGCCUUGCAACAUAAGGCUACGUACAACACACGCCAUAGUUUUGUUGGUAGAAAAUAAGCCGAUUGUAGUGAAAAUUGGUUUUGGUCUCCAGUUUCAUGGCAGUAAUAACCAACAGGACCAUGGUGGGGUAUGUUCUUGUGUUUCCAGUGGCACACAGCUGGCACUGUGUGUGUCUGUCCUGAUGUGCAUGUGUUGCUGCUCUCCCUGUUUUUAGGAGAGCACAGACACACAUACACUAUAAUAUUACACUGAUACUUUCACUGCUAUAUGAGAAGAACAAUAAACCCACUGUUAUGAAGCUGCAGCAGAGUUUUAGUUUCAGCUUUAGUUGAAAAAAGACCAUACUUAUACCAUGAAAUAUAACAGUGACACUGGUUUAUAAGGUUUUACACUUAACAGCUAUCAUUCAGUAACUUGUUGAGAGCAGCAUUUAGCUAAGAGAUACUAAUUUUUCAUGUAAACCUGCUGAGGAACAACACUUCAGCUGCCUGCAUGAAAUAUCCCAGCCAUGAUGAAUACAAGUGGUAGAAAUCACAUGCACACAGACUUAGAGUUGGUUAAAUAGCCAGUUGAUGAAUAUAGACAUUAAAAUGUUGUAAUGGAUGCUCCUCUUUAUUGUCAGCUGACGGAGUGUUUGUCCUCAGUUGGCCGAUGUUGAUUGUCAGUGACAAGAUAAAGUUCCACUGAAUUGUGAUGUGGUUUAUGAUUUCAGUAGCUGAGAUGGCAGCCACACAGAUUAGAGAUGUCCACUUAUUUUCCAAUUUCAGUAUUGUGUACUUUCAGGCUGGUAAGUAACAAGAAGUUGAAGUACAGAAAUGAUUUGAGUUCACCAUUGUACACUGAGUUUUACAGUGUAAAAUUUCCCUCUCAGCUGUGUGUCUUCCAGGAAGACACACAGAGAUACAUUGUGAUCAGACUUUUUAAACUCUCGAGUCAGUGACAGAUGAUUUUUACCUAGCUCCAUCUCUUCAGUUGGUCCAUUCUGCUGUAGGACACUCGUGAAACUCGAGACCAAUAUGUUUCUUUCAACUCCUCAUUCUCAGUGUCUCUGGGUGGUGUCUAUUACAGGGUACCAUAUUCAGGCAUUUUCAAAUGCUACACAUAGUGGCUUUCAUUUUUAAAAAAACAAAAACUGUAUUAAUCAAAUAAUCACAAGGGUAAAAUUUAGAAAUCUCCCACAACCUCACCUGCUUAGCAGUUUACCUAAUGCUGAAACAAAGGAGCUAAAUAAUAAUAAAUGUGUUCCUUUCUCUCUUUGGAGCUUCAUUUUCCUCUGCUAGCGGUGAUAGUUUUUCAUCCAGCAAAAGGCCCACACCAGGGAUCCUCCCCAUCCCCUUUACUUUUUGAAAUGUUCAUUCAACCCUUAGUUCAAGCUGUUCACUAGUCAACGAAUCCUUUUUUGUUUCUGUAAAAAGAGGCACAUGUCAGGGUUCCCCGCUCUCUCCCCUCGUUUUUCUUAUAGUAAACUGAACAGUAAUGUGAUCAUGUCAUGUCCUUGUCUGUGGGAAUAUUGAGUGUUUCCUGUCACUAUCCUAACCUCCUAGAUGAUCAGGAUGAAGCAUUCAUCUUGCCUUCACUGCUGUAAGAAGGAAAACUCAUGUUUUUUCCCAAACAACACACUUGGCCAACAAUUACACAUCAGUAUUUGCUGUUGUAAUAAUAUGCAGAGAGCAGCAUCAACAGAGACUGCAGUCUAUUUUUGCUAAGCUUUAGCAGCUCCCUUAUUUUAAUAUACAACACCCAGAGGAAGAAUAAUUUCAAAUGUGCAUUUUCAGAACUUGUGAAAUAUGAACAGAGAAUCAGCUGGUGAACCCGAACUCCACAGAUGUUUAUACCGAGCACUAUAUUUUGUAAUCAGAUCUAUUUUGGUGACAGGAACAGUGUACAGAUAUGUGCAUGUAUUUUAUUCUCCCUGUGUCACACUUGUACUUGUUGUACAGAAACAUGUUUUAGUAUGACAAUCUUUUACACAAGAUUUGGAAUCGCUGCAAAAUAUCUAUUUGUAAAUAAAUGUCUUUUUCUACA
Lates calcarifer (barramundi perch) is the source of this 10489-nucleotide messenger RNA. RefSeq names its product CAAX prenyl protease 2. The coding region runs from base 269 to 1237 and encodes 322 amino acids. The transcript is spliced from 8 exons. Gene Ontology annotation, biological process: CAAX-box protein processing. Gene Ontology annotation, cellular component: endoplasmic reticulum membrane. Gene Ontology annotation, molecular function: metalloendopeptidase activity. The record is from RefSeq and is a predicted model, not a curated record. Lineage: Eukaryota; Metazoa; Chordata; Actinopteri; Centropomidae.